Cuscuta epithymum is the source of this 10307-nucleotide messenger RNA. NCBI's taxonomy places the organism in Eukaryota, Viridiplantae, Streptophyta, Magnoliopsida, Solanales, Convolvulaceae. The record is from the annotation of a GenBank genome assembly.
AAUUAAUGAUCGAAUAUUGUACUGUUCAAACUCGUACAUUAGUGUCAGGUUUUGAAAAUACUUAUUCGGGACUUAUUAAUAAAUAAAAGAGCCCAACAUUAUCUAUAUAGUGAUACAUAACGUGUCAAGACAAGUCGAGGAAGGGCGGGCGGCCCAGAUAAUAUUUUGGGCUCAACCUGCUAAAAAUAGCAAGUAUUCGAGAAUGGCGUUCUAGACCCACUCGGGAGUGACCCACACGGCUAGUAGCCCAAUAAUAUGUAUGACAAAUGUCAAAUAAGUGAUAGAAUGAUUAAAGAAGAAUACAAAUGCCUAUAACCCCAUCUUUGGCAUUAUUGAGCUAAAUAAUGGGAGUAGGAUUUUCCUUCUACAAUGUCCAUCUUGUAAAUAAUUGGGAUGAGCCUACACAUAUUGGAGAUCAAUAAUUUGAUUUAAUAAGUUGACUUGUUCUAAAUAAAUUAGGAUGAGUACAAAAAGGCAUCUUUGACAAAAGAUAAAACAAUAGGACCCAUCUUCCAAAUUUUGGAAGUAUUGGUAGAUGUUUUGGACCCCAAAUUGAUUGGGAUCACUUGGGGAGCACCCCACACCUUCUUGGCACCUGCAAAAUAAAGAGAAUGAGUUAAAAACCUUGGUUGGGGCGGACAAAAGGAGGGGGAGGCUGAACAUGACAUGUUUGUGAACCAAAUGGACCCUCUCCCCAUUUUUUUUUGAUUGAGGUAUCUUGCUCAAUCAUCCCACAUGCCAACCCACUCCUAUCCUUUGACUUUUGAGGCUAAGUUAAGGCCAAGAUAACACUUCCCCAGCUCCCAUUCGAACUCCCCAAGAUAAGAGAGAAGAAGAGAGCCACACAACCUAAAAGAGCAAGGAGAAAGCAAACUGCCCGCAGGUUUUUCCUCCGGUGCAAGGGUUACUUGUUUGCUUCAUAUCUCGAGUUAUACACAUCCAAAUAAGGCGUACGAGAUACCAACAGAAAGCUCUCAAGACGAGGAAUCCGUGAAGGUCUGGUUUGCAGCAAUCGGAGUAGUGGAAGGCUUCCAAAUUGACUGAGCAAAACACAACCUCGCAGGAAACGUUUUUGUAUUCAAAGAAUCGAGUUAGCCGGAAAACACCCGUUCUAGGGGCUGUUUUCGUAUCAACGAUUCGGGGUUGAAAUAGCAACUUGAGGAGGCUGUUUAGCACCCAUUUUCAAGCAAGGAACUAGUUCCCAAUCUUCCUUGGCCGAGGCUUUGGUCAUUGGAUCGAGAAGGAAGGUUUUAAAGCUCAUUUGAGGUGAGGAUCGACAUCUAAUUGCUUACAACUUGUAGGUUAAGCAUGAGAUUACCUAAAUGCCUAAAUCAUAAUUUUUCAUGGAUUAUGAUGAUUAAAUAUUGAUGAAAUAUUGAUAUAGUUCCCAAAGAAUGAAAUUGGAAAUGAUUUGAGGAUGUAUGUAUAAUAGGAGAGAUUAAAUGAGUUAUAAAUGAACUAUUUUGCGAAAUAGGAAUUUUACUCAUGUAUUAAAUAUGUGGAUACAUAAAUGGAUAUUAUGUAUUGAAGUUGAAUAUUUAAGUUGAUGCUACAUACUUAUAAAUAUGUAGAGAAUUACAAAUGAAGAUAUUUGUAUAAUGACAAUAAUCUUAAUAGUAUUGAAAAUACUAGUUAGUGAUUAUUUGAAAUUGUUGAUAGAAUUGAUCCUAAGUAUUGGAUUGUAUGGAAUGAACUUGAAUGUACUUCAAGUGUAUAAAACGACUUAGUAUGAAACUAAGGGCAAGUUAUGGGCGGUCAUUGAGAAUGACCCAAGGUAGAUUAUUGAGAUGUCAAUUCUAGGCAUAGAGUUGCUUAGGAAUUGGACUAUAAUGAAGAAUUAGAGCCGGACUCUAAGAUUACAUGGAAACGUAGUUGGGCCGUGCCCUUGCCAUGUAAUUGUGAUUUGCAUGGAAAUGUAGUUGGUCCGAGACCUUGCCAUGUAAAUUGUGAUUUGCAUAGAAAUGUAGUUGGUCCGAGACCUUGCUAUGCAAAUGUGAUAGGAUGUAAAUUGUGAUUUGCAUAGAAAUGUAGUUGGUCCGAGACCUUGCUAUGCAAAUGUGGUAGGAUGCAAAUGUAAUAUAACGAACUUGACAUAAAGGAUUGCAUAGAAAUGUAGUUGGGCCGAGCCCUUGCUAUGCAAUGGUAAUGUAAUGAACUCUAUGAAUUGUCGUGGCUCAUAGUCACGGAGAAUGGGAAUGGUGAUUUCUAAAUGAACAUGGGCCCACGGGCCGACUACUUGACUUUUAUAUAAAGUAAGUAUAUAUUUUUAAAACGGGGUAACUUAGGGUUACCACUAUAUUGUAUUAUCACCCUAUUUGAGGGUCUUGUGUUUGAAAUACUUGUUGUAUAUCCCUUAGAUGCCAUCCACACCAGUACUUUAUAGCCGUAUAGAGUACUGACCCCUUCGGGGGCGUCCCACCACCAUUUCAGGUUGAAGCUCGAGCUUGCUAUCUGUGCCCGUUGCUCGGGUGAUCCUUUGGAGAGAAGACGUGGUUCGUGCUUUCUCCAUUCUGUUUUGAACAAUAUUAAACAUGCUCAUGGAUAUUUUACUAUAGAGCCUGCGUGCUCAUGAAUAGCCCUGUGUGGCCCUUUUGUUUUAAACAAUGUUUUCCGCUGCGUUACGAAUUACUUAUUAUGUUUGUUUAUGGAUGUUAUGUGUGUGAAUGAUAUUCAAGACGCCUUGUAUAAUAUGAAUGUGUUGGACUGCGGUUGACUAUUCGUAUUGUACGGCGGGUUGUUGACGUGUCCGGGGAGGUCCGGGGCGUGACAAUUAAGUUGGUAUCAGAGCCUUAGUCCAUAAACUUCAUAAUGAAGUCUCAAAAUUCUCUUUUUGAAAAGAUUUUGAAAACCAUGAGCAUAGAAGUUUUGUACUUGGAGAGCUUUUGGUACUUGGGUUGCAAGGUCUCUAAUUGUUAAGAUGGUACCCUUAGCAAUUGGUAUGGCGGUGACUCAAGCCAAGUGUGUCUUAAGUACCUAUCCGUCAAUUGACAUUUGAUACGAGUCUAAUGACUCUUUCCAAAUUUCUUUCAGAAAUGGACCGUGGUGGCAGGAUUACUAGGAGAAACCCGACGGGCCGUGUACCAGUGGAGACUGGACAGGGCAGUCGAAGGACCUCUAGGGCAUCUAGAGGAGCUGGCCGUGGAGGCCGAUCACAGACCGUGAGUGACGGUCAUGUUGACACAGAAAGUGAAACCUACUGGUCCUAUGAGGACUCGACUUACCAACCGGAAAUCGAGCCGGUUGAGACCCCUUACGAAGGGGAUGACGAUGAUGUAAGUGAUGAAGAGGGGGAGAAUGACUCCCUAGCAAAAAUUGAGGCGCUGCUCCAACAAUAUCAAUGGGAGCGCGAGGAAAGGAGGGAACGCCGAAGGCGCCGGGGAGGGCGAAUUUCGGGUGAGGCUUCAAGAGGAAGAAGCCAUGGCGAUUCUCGGGCCCAUGUUGAACCACAUGGGGGCCGGGGUGAUGGAGGUCCAAUCAUAAGGAUCUCCAAGUACAUCAAAGAGGCACGAGAUUUGGGGUGCAAACCCUUCAACGGAGCAGGCGACAUCUCCGUCGCCGCGGAAUGGAUCAAGAGGUUGAACGAGGCAGCCCUUGAUAUGCAACUCACCCCCGAAUUUAAACUAAGGGUGGCGGUGAGAUUGCUUGAAGGUAUGGCAUCCACAUGGUGGGACGGAGUCAAGGGAAAGUAUGGCAAUACCGUGACUUGGGAGAAUUUCCGACAGGAGUUCUUUGCCCAAUACUAUUCUGAUUUUGAGGUGAACGCUAAGAGGAGAGAGUAUACCCUCCUGACCCAAGGAGGCAAAAUGACGGUGAGGCAACUUGAACACAAAUUCAGGGAGCUCGCGGAGUUCAUACCGGAGUAUGUUUGUGACGAGAACCGGAUGGUAAAUCACUUCUGGGAUGCCUUGGACUUGGAGGUACGUGAGAGGGCAACACAGUUGCCUAACAUGACCUUUAGCCAAGUGGUCGAGCAAGGGUUGAAAGGGGAGAAACAAUGGGAGGAGAGGAAGAGGAGAGAUGCCGAAGAGGCGAAAAAGAGAAAGGGGGAGAGUCAUGGCCCUCAAGGUUCCAAUAAAAAGGGAAACCAUGGAGGAGGAUCUUUCCGAACACCACCGCCCCCACCUAGGGGGAACCAAGGCCCGAAUGGACAAGGAUCACGGACCUCGGGGGUAGCUCGGUGCAAUAAUUGCAAAAGGAGCCACUUUGGUAAGUGUCGUGACCCUCCUAGAUGCUUCCAAUGUGGGGAUGCCGGGCAUUUGAAGAUGAAUUGCCCACAAUUGGGUGGGGCAAGGUCAUCGGGACCAAGUAGCGGGGCUACGGGGAGUAGAAACCAAGCCGGGGGUUCCCAAGUAACCAGGGGGCAAGGGGGAGCAAGCGCGAGUAACGCGCCGUCCGUGAAUCAAGGAAGGACGCAAGCUAGAGUCUACGCAAUGACCGAGGCUGAUGCUCGGGCUAAUCCCGACUCCGUCGCAGGUAAUACACUUGUUCGGGUCAUUUCUAGGCUUAUUUUGAUCAUAUACGUCGUUGGGAUUAAGUACGGGCCACCCCGGGGUCAAACUGGGUGAGUUAGGCCGAAUCGGGCUGGAAACAGCCACUGCUGGCCAGGCACGCCCGAAGGCACGCCGUGCCUGGAAUCGUGCCUGGAAGGCAGUGGCACCCGAAGAGAAGAGAAAAAAAAAAAAAAAAAAAAAAAAAAAAAAAAAAAAAAAAAAAAAAAAAAAAAAAAAAAAAAAAAAAAAAAUUUUGGCCAGGCACGGCCUCAGGCACGCCGUGCCUGGCGUCGUGCCUGGGAGGCAGUAGCGCCCAGGGCUUUUUCCCAAGCCAGGCACGACCGUGCCUACCCCAGGCACGCCGUGCCUGGCACCCAGAAUGCCGAAACCCGAUUUUUUCGCACCGUUUUGCGACAUUAAGACCUUUUCUUGAUCCCUAACACAUGUGUGAACAUAAUAACCUCCUAAUGAUGUGUAAAAACAUUAGAAAAGGUAUCUCACAUAGUGUAUACAUGUAAGAACAUUAAAGAUUAAUGGGAAGGAUGCGCGAAUCCUUAUCGAUACCGGGGCGCAACGUUCAUUUGUGAAUGAAGCGUUCGCCAAGAGGUUGGGAGUGCAAUCCGCACCAUUGAUGCAAACCUUAGUGGUAUCAACACCACUAGGGGAUGACGUGGAAAGAACUUGUUAUUAUCCAUCUUGUGGGGUGGAGGUUAAUGGUCAAACCUUGACGUGUGACUUCGUACCGCUGAGCAUGAUUGAAUUCGAUGCAAUCCUAGGGAUGGAUUGGCUAGAAAGGAACCAUGCUAGGGUAGAUUGCCACACGAAGGUUCUUGAACUCGAAGGCAAUGAUGGGAAGACCCUACGCUUCGAGGGCGAUCGAGGGAGAUCAAAUAGCUGUAUCAUAUCCGCCGUGAGAGCGAGAAGUAUGAUGAGGAAGGGAUGCCACGCAUAUCUAGCAUACGUGGUCGACAAAACCAAAGAGGAAACGAACAUCGAUGAUGUGAGGGUGGUUUGUAAGUAUCCGGAUGUCUUCCCUAAAGACCUACCGGGACUUCCACCCGAUAGAGAGAUUGAAUUUGUGAUCGAGGUCGAGCCCGGCACCAAACCAAUCUCCAUACCGCCAUACCGUAUGGCACCCGCUGAACUUAACGAGUUGAAACCCCAAUUGCAAGAGCUUUUGGAUAACGGUUUCAUUAGACCAAGCCACUCCCCGUGGGGAGCACCGGCUCUUUUUGUGAAAAAGAAAGAUGGGACACUUCGAAUGUGCAUUGACUAUCGUCAACUGGACAAGGUCACAAUCAAGAAUAGGUAUCCUUUGCCUAGGAUUGAUGACUUGUUUGAUCAACUACGAGGGGCAACCGUGUUUUCGAAGAUUGACUUGAGGUCGGGGUACCACCAAUUGAAGAUUAAGGAAGACGACAUACCAAAGAGUGCUUUCCGCACAAGGUAUGGGCAUUUUGAGUUCCUUGUUAUGUCGUUUGGGUUAACAAACGCCCCAGCGGCAUUCAUGGACUUGGUGAACCGAGUAUUCCAUAAAUACUUGGAUCGAUUCGUGAUUGUGUUCAUAGAUGACAUCUUGACUUACUCAAAGAGUGAAGAAGAGCAUGAAGAGCACUUGAUACUCGUUCUUGAGACACUACGGGAGAAGCAACUCUAUGCCAAAUUUUCCAAGUGUGAAUUUUGGCUAAAGGAGAUUGGCUUUCUCGGGCACGUGGUUUCAGGAUCGGGAAUUGUUGUUGAUAACAAGAAGAUAGAGGCCAUUACCGAAUGGGAGAGGCCGAAGAACGUCAAGGAAAUUCGUAGUUUCCUUGGAUUGGCAGGCUACUACAGAAAGUUCGUGGAGAAGUUCUCUGUUUUGGCAUCACCAUUGACGAAGCUCACUCGUAAAGGAGCUAAGUUUGUAUGGGAUGACAAAUGUGAGAAAGGGUUCAUGGAACUAAAGAAGAGAUUGACCGAGGCACCGGUACUUGCAUUACCCAAACAGGGUGUGGGGUACGAUGUCUAUAGCGAUGCGAGCAUCCAAGGGUUUGGGUGUGUGUUGAUGCAGGAGGGGAGAGUAAUUGCCUAUGCUUCACGACAGUUGAAGAAGCAUGAGGUAAAUUACCCUACCCAUGACCUGGAGCUGGGAGCAGUAGUGUUUGCACUGAAGAUUUGGAGACAUUAUCUCUACGGAGAGACAUGUCACAUAUAUACUGAUCAUAAGAGCUUGAAGUACGUGUUUACUCAGAAAGAGUUAAACAUGAGACAGAGACGGUGGAUGGAGUUGAUAAAGGACUACCAUCUAGUUAUUGAGUACCAUCCAGGCAAGGCAAACGUUGUAGCAGAUGCCCUGAGUCGGAAGAGUUCGUCUGGGGCAUUGUUUACUGGUUUGAGGGCACUGAGGGCCCAAUUGGAUGUAUCUAGCGACGGUGCCUUAUUGGCACGAUUUGAAGUGAGACCGACCUUACUUGAUGAGAUCAAGAAGGGUCAAGUGACUGACGCAGAACUUAUGAAGGUCCGGGAACGCAUGCAAGCGGGGCCAGGGGAGGAUUUCAGGGAAAGAGAUGAUGGUCUUUUUUUAUUUCGUGACCGAGUGUGUGUACCGUCUGAUGAGGAGCUCCGUAAGUCCAUCUUAGAGGAGGCUCAUUUAUCGUCUUAUGCCAUGCACCCAGGGGGCACAAAAAUGUAUCGCGAUUUGAAAGAAAGUUACUGGUGGUCUGGUAUGACGAAGGAAAUAGCUGAAUACAUUAGUCGAUGCCUUACUUGUCAGCAAGUUAAGGCAGAACAUCAGCAAGAAAGGUGAAGAAACAGAGGAGUAAAGAAGUCCCAAUGGUUAAAGUACUUUGGAAGAGCGACCGGGUCGAAGAAGAGACAUGGGAAACAGAGGCUUUGAUGAGGAAGCAGUAUGCUUUCCUAUUCGAGUAGAGCUGUGAAUUUCGGGGACGAAAUUCCUGUUAAGGGGGGGUGAACUUGUGACACCGCACCCAAAAGUCCUUGAAGAUUUGAUUUAAAUAUUCGAAGUUUAUGUAUUGGAUUUCUGAUUCCCAAACAUUUGUAAACCGAUUAAUGUUUUACGUAAUUAAUGAUCGAAUAUUGUACUGUUCAAACUCGUACAUUAGUGUCAGGUUUUGAAAAUACUUAUUCGGGACUUAUUAAUAAAUAAAAGAGCCCAACAUUAUCUAUAUAGUGAUACAUAACGUGUCAAGACAAGUCGAGGAAGGGCGGGCGGCCCAGAUAAUAUUUUGGGCUCAACCUGCUAAAAAUAGCAAGUAUUCGAGAAUGGCGUUCUAGACCCACUCGGGAGUGACCCACACGGCUAGUAGCCCAAUAAUAUGUAUGACAAAUGUCAAAUAAGUGAUAGAAUGAUUAAAGAAGAAUACAAAUGCCUAUAACCCCAUCUUUGGCAUUAUUGAGCUAAAUAAUGGGAGUAGGAUUUUCCUUCUACAAUGUCCAUCUUGUAAAUAAUUGGGAUGAGCCUACACAUAUUGGAGAUCAAUAAUUUGAUUUAAUAAGUUGACUUGUUCUAAAUAAAUUAGGAUGAGUACAAAAAGGCAUCUUUGACAAAAGAUAAAACAAUAGGACCCAUCUUCCAAAUUUUGGAAGUAUUGGUAGAUGUUUUGGACCCCAAAUUGAUUGGGAUCACUUGGGGAGCACCCCACACCUUCUUGGCACCUGCAAAAUAAAGAGAAUGAGUUAAAAACCUUGGUUGGGGCGGACAAAAGGAGGGGGAGGCUGAACAUGACAUGUUUGUGAACCAAAUGGACCCUCUCCCCAUUUUUUUUUGAUUGAGGUAUCUUGCUCAAUCAUCCCACAUGCCAACCCACUCCUAUCCUUUGACUUUUGAGGCUAAGUUAAGGCCAAGAUAACACUUCCCCAGCUCCCAUUCGAACUCCCCAAGAUAAGAGAGAAGAAGAGAGCCACACAACCUAAAAGAGCAAGGAGAAAGCAAACUGCCCGCAGGUUUUUCCUCCGGUGCAAGGGUUACUUGUUUGCUUCAUAUCUCGAGUUAUACACAUCCAAAUAAGGCGUACGAGAUACCAACAGAAAGCUCUCAAGACGAGGAAUCCGUGAAGGUCUGGUUUGCAGCAAUCGGAGUAGUGGAAGGCUUCCAAAUUGACUGAGCAAAACACAACCUCGCAGGAAACGUUUUUGUAUUCAAAGAAUCGAGUUAGCCGGAAAACACCCGUUCUAGGGGCUGUUUUCGUAUCAACGAUUCGGGGUUGAAAUAGCAACUUGAGGAGGCUGUUUAGCACCCAUUUUCAAGCAAGGAACUAGUUCCCAAUCUUCCUUGGCCGAGGCUUUGGUCAUUGGAUCGAGAAGGAAGGUUUUAAAGCUCAUUUGAGGUGAGGAUCGACAUCUAAUUGCUUACAACUUGUAGGUUAAGCAUGAGAUUACCUAAAUGCCUAAAUCAUAAUUUUUCAUGGAUUAUGAUGAUUAAAUAUUGAUGAAAUAUUGAUAUAGUUCCCAAAGAAUGAAAUUGGAAAUGAUUUGAGGAUGUAUGUAUAAUAGGAGAGAUUAAAUGAGUUAUAAAUGAACUAUUUUGCGAAAUAGGAAUUUUACUCAUGUAUUAAAUAUGUGGAUACAUAAAUGGAUAUUAUGUAUUGAAGUUGAAUAUUUAAGUUGAUGCUACAUACUUAUAAAUAUGUAGAGAAUUACAAAUGAAGAUAUUUGUAUAAUGACAAUAAUCUUAAUAGUAUUGAAAAUACUAGUUAGUGAUUAUUUGAAAUUGUUGAUAGAAUUGAUCCUAAGUAUUGGAUUGUAUGGAAUGAACUUGAAUGUACUUCAAGUGUAUAAAACGACUUAGUAUGAAACUAAGGGCAAGUUAUGGGCGGUCAUUGAGAAUGACCCAAGGUAGAUUAUUGAGAUGUCAAUUCUAGGCAUAGAGUUGCUUAGGAAUUGGACUAUAAUGAAGAAUUAGAGCCGGACUCUAAGAUUACAUGGAAACGUAGUUGGGCCGUGCCCUUGCCAUGUAAUUGUGAUUUGCAUGGAAAUGUAGUUGGUCCGAGACCUUGCCAUGUAAAUUGUGAUUUGCAUAGAAAUGUAGUUGGUCCGAGACCUUGCUAUGCAAAUGUGAUAGGAUGUAAAUUGUGAUUUGCAUAGAAAUGUAGUUGGUCCGAGACCUUGCUAUGCAAAUGUGGUAGGAUGCAAAUGUAAUAUAACGAACUUGACAUAAAGGAUUGCAUAGAAAUGUAGUUGGGCCGAGCCCUUGCUAUGCAAUGGUAAUGUAAUGAACUCUAUGAAUUGUCGUGGCUCAUAGUCACGGAGAAUGGGAAUGGUGAUUUCUAAAUGAACAUGGGCCCACGGGCCGACUACUUGACUUUUAUAUAAAGUAAGUAUAUAUUUUUAAAACGGGGUAACUUAGGGUUACCACUAUAUUGUAUUAUCACCCUAUUUGAGGGUCUUGUGUUUGAAAUACUUGUUGUAUAUCCCUUAGAUGCCAUCCACACCAGUACUUUAUAGCCGUAUAGAGUACUGACCCCUUCGGGGGCGUCCCACCACCAUUUCAGGUUGAAGCUCGAGCUUGCUAUCUGUGCCCGUUGCUCGGGUGAUCCUUUGGAGAGAAGACGUGGUUCGUGCUUUCUCCAUUCUGUUUUGAACAAUAUUAAACAUGCUCAUGGAUAUUUUACUAUAGAGCCUGCGUGCUCAUGAAUAGCCCUGUGUGGCCCUUUUGUUUUAAACAAUGUUUUCCGCUGCGUUACGAAUUACUUAUUAUGUUUGUUUAUGGAUGUUAUGUGUGUGAAUGAUAUUCAAGACGCCUUGUAUAAUAUGAAUGUGUUGGACUGCGGUUGACUAUUCGUAUUGUACGGCGGGUUGUUGACGUGUCCGGGGAGGUCCGGG